Messenger RNA from Chionomys nivalis (European snow vole), 805 nucleotides. It is a transcript of the gene Glrx2, whose product is annotated as glutaredoxin 2. NCBI's taxonomy places the organism in Eukaryota, Metazoa, Chordata, Mammalia, Rodentia, Cricetidae. The transcript has 5 exons. The record is from RefSeq and is a predicted model, not a curated record. Bases 305 to 688 code for a protein of 127 amino acids.
GGCUGCUCUUCCCGCGGAUGCUGGGAGGACGCUUGGCCAUGUCCUGGCGCUGCGCGAGUUCGGUGGGGAGGCGACUGAUGGCUAGCAGGAGCAGCUUGACUUGGCGGCGCAGCGCGUCUGGAGCUGCGGGCUCGGGGGUCUCUUUACAUGGUCUUGGCUGUUUUGGAACUCACCGUGUAAUCCAGGCAGGCCUCCACUCACAGAGCUCCAGUGCUUCUGCGUUCCCAGUGCUGGGAUCAAAGAUGUACGCCACCACCCCUGACUCAAAUGCUGCUUUUUUUCAGUUUUAGGUUUUGGAUAACAAAUGCUGAGGAUGGGAAACGGCACAUCCUCAUCUGUAGGGAAGUCAGCAUCUACGCCUGUGAACCAGAUCCAAGAAACAAUUUCUAACAAUUGUGUGGUGAUUUUCUCAAAAACAUCCUGUUCUUACUGUUCAAUGGCCAAAAAGAUUUUCCGCGACAUGAAUGUCAACUAUAAAGCUGUAGAAUUGGAUAUGCUGGAAUAUGGUAGCCAGUUUCAAGAUGCCCUUCAUAAGAUGACUGGAGAAAGAACUGUUCCAAGAAUAUUUGUCAACGGAACAUUUAUCGGAGGUGCAAUGGACACUCACAGGCUUCACAAAGAAGGGAAAUUGCUGCCACUGGUUCAUCAAUGUAAUUUAAAACAAAGCAAGAGGAAAGAAGUUGAAUGACGUGGUCGCUGUAACCAGUAAAAUGUUAGUUAAUGCAAUCCCACACUCUGUUUGAGGAUGUUUUAAGUGUGUUGCCUUCAUAAGGAUGAUGUAAAAUAAUGAAUAAAUUCCCAUGGA